ACACACCCACCCCCAUUUCCUCUCGUUUCAUUAGAUCAGGGUUUGAUUUUCAUCUUCAUCAUCCUUUGUCAAUUUCUUCUUUCUUUUUCUUUCUCUCUCCUCCCUUCUUCUUCAUCUUCUUUUUCUUUUUCUUUUUUUCUCUAUUCUGUUGAUCUGUGUUCAAAACUUCAAAUACCUGAUGGCUUUUCGCAAAGGAGAACUUGAUUUGGAUUCAAAGGUGUUUUGGGUCCUUAGAUCUAGAUCUGGGUUGUUUGAUGUUUAUUUUGAUUGUUAUAACUUUGGGUUUUUAUCCCUUUGUAAAUUUCGUAAUUAAUUUCAGUUGGGUAUGUGAGAAAUAGAGAGGAAAGGAAGCAAUUGAGGGUUGGAUUUUAUAUUUUUCCAGUUCAAAUUUGGCGAUCUAUAAGAAAGGUAAAGUUUUGGGCUUGGUUGAUGUGAGAAAUAGAGAGGAAAGGAAACAAUUGAGUUGUUUGAGAAUGGACUGCAUAGGGAGGAAUAUUGGAGGUGAGGAUGGUGGAAGUUUUGGGCUUGGUCGAUGUUGGUGCAGGUUUCUGAUUGGAUCUAGAUAUGCUGUCAUUGACGUGAGAUUACUGAAAACUGUUAGAUUUAGGGGAUGUACUGGGGAAGGGGAUGACCUGGGGAGAUUGACGAGGAAGAGAUAUGGGGGGAACGGAAGAGGAAUGGUGGAGGAGGUAGAAGCUUAGAGAAAGAGAAAGGAAAACAAAUUUGCAGCAAACAAGAAAAGAAGAAGAAGAAGAAGAAGAAUCAGAUUGAGGAGUAAGGAAGAAGAAGAUUUUUUUUGGAAAUUUUAAUUAAUUAUUAAUUAACUAAUUAUGAAUGGUAUCUUAAAAUUAAAAUGCCACCUGUAAA
This is a messenger RNA of Rubroshorea leprosula, 867 nucleotides long. The record is from the annotation of a GenBank genome assembly. NCBI's taxonomy places the organism in Eukaryota, Viridiplantae, Streptophyta, Magnoliopsida, Malvales, Dipterocarpaceae.